AUGAUAACCCCGCGCUCUAUGUGGAGAAAGCGUAUUAGCAAGAUUUGGCGAGCAACCAAAAAAGCAUAUCACUACAUCACCAAGCAAGGAAGUGGUGUCAGGUCGUGCUUAUAUAUGAUUGUCUGUGUUCCCGUAAUAUAUGCAUCAAAGUUUGUUCAGUCCUAUGUUAUAUACCCACUAAUAUGUGCAAUAGAAUUCAUCGGCAUCCAGAUUCGAACUACGAGAGCUAUAGUGCUUUUAUCCCCGCGUAUUCGAACGAUCAUGUUCCCCGCUGAAGGAAAAGAAGCUGAGCAUCCCGUGCCAUGUACCGACGAGCGUGUGCUUAUCUUUUCAGCGGAGAUGAGCUAUCAGGAGACCCUCAUGCAUUUAAAAGAUGCGAUUAAAGCAGAUCCUUCACUUAGGAAGGAGGUUUUCCCCUACACUCGAGAAAAAUGGGCACUAAACCGCAUCAGCUACCAUAGUGAUAUAGCCCUUGAAAGUGACGAGAAAGUAUGCAACCAACUAGUCAAUCCAUUCUUUAUGACUCAGGAUUACAACCGGAUCCAGGCUGACAUUGACCGUAGGCAAUUGAUCAAGAUUGUUUCAGCCCAGGACAUAGAUGAGGAAAUCGUUAUGGAAAUGUUUGACGACGAGGAGUAUAAGUCUCUUUGCUUUACCCAUUACUUGCGCGAAGCCGAGGUCCACCGUGCCCAAUGUAUCGAAAUAGCCAACAGGUUUGAUGAUUCUCAAGAUAAACACGAGAUAAAAUUCGGCCUAUUUCGACUAAGGCUCUGCCAAGAGUUUGAAUACCUAGUUAAGCGCAAUAUGAAAAUCGAGAGAGCUUUAUUCUUGCGACUGUACAAGGCUCGAAAGACUCGUGUUGCUAAGUUUGCUACCAGAAGGGCGCCAAAAAUCCAGGCUUAUUUAGCUGCUCAAGAAGCAAAGAAAGCAGCUAUGGCUAGACCAACUGGACUUUCGGCGCGUCCUCUACCUCAGUAUGCUCACUUGGCCCCUCCAGUCAAGGUUUCUAGGCCCAGCAAGACACUACCACUUUUUGAUGUACAAAUUGCCCAUCCAUUAGUUGUUGAUUCUGGCUUAUUAGAAAGGCGCGCCGCAGCAGUCGAAACCAGGCCACAGCCCAAGGUUCGGCCCCUACAAAUAGCAACUGCUACUAUAGCUGAGCUUACUGCUGCAAAUAAUCCCAUCAUUCGCACUGAGAUAAAGAAGCCCACGACGACUGCAGCACCUCUUACUCCCGCACCUAGAAGCUUAUCAAUUGAAGAGCUCCAAAUAAUUGAGCAAGGGUACAUCCGAGCAAUGGGUGUGUUAGCUUGGUACCGAUCUGAACUCAGUAAUUUCCUUUCGCUAGCAAAGCCGCAAGAAGUCUCUAGGGCUUUAGUUUCAACAGCAUCUGAACCCAAUUAUAUUCAAACUGCUUCCCCUAAAAUAUGCCGAGAGUCGCAAUUAUCUAGCCGGUCACCUGUUCAGUCAACCGACAAUCUGUUAAACCAGCUGCAAAGCAAUGUUCUCUUUCUCAAACAGAAAGCCCGCUUAGAUGCAUCUGACCCUGCUAGUUCCCAAUCCCAAAUGGCCGCUGAUAAACAGGAAGAGGCCAGAAAGGAGCGCAUACUCCAGCGGAUCGCCAAAAUAGGUAGCCCAACCCCAGGAAUAGCCCACCUAGAUGACUUAGCCCGUUUGAACCGCCGUGAUCGUUAG
Messenger RNA from Nematocida homosporus, 1695 nucleotides. RefSeq lists its product as uncharacterized. The record is from RefSeq and is a predicted model, not a curated record. The transcript has a single exon. NCBI's taxonomy places the organism in Eukaryota, Fungi, Microsporidia. Bases 1 to 1695 code for a protein of 564 amino acids.